UUACCUUUCCAAUAGCAACCCAAGUACUCUUGGUAUAACCAAGCAACACUCACAUCCACUCUUACACUCUCUCUUCCAGAAAGAAUAUGGCUUUUGAAGAAACAAAACCAAUAAGAUUUGGAAUACUUGGUUGUGCAGAAAUAGCUAGAAAAGUUUCAAGAGCUAUAAACCUUUCACCAAAUGCAACUCUCUACGCAAUUGGAAGUCGUUCACUAGAAAAAGCAACAAAAUUUGCAGCUUCAAACAACUUCCCUUCUCAUGCCAAAGUAUAUGGCUCAUACGACGCGGUUUUAGACGAUCCAGACGUCGACGUUGUCUACAUUCCGCUUCCGACUAGCUUGCACCUUCACUGGGCAGUUCUUGCUGCUCAAAAGAAGAAACACUUGUUGCUUGAUAAACCAGUUGCUUUAAAUGUUGGAGAACUUGAUAAGAUUUUGGAAGCUUGUGAAUCUAAUGGACUGCAGUAUAUGGAUGCUACUAUGUGGAUGCAUCAUCCUAGGACUGAAAAAAUGUUUCAGUUUAUAUCUGAUCCUAAUCUCUUUGGUUCCCUUCAAUUGGUACAUGCUGCAUUUACAUUCGGGGCAAGUCCACAUUUCCUAGCAAACGACAUUCGUGUAAAACCAGAUCUUGAUGCCCUAGGAGCACUUGGUGAUGCUGGUUGGUACUGCAUUAGGGCAAUCUUAUGGGCUGCAAAUUACGAAUUACCCAAAACAGCAAAAGUCUUACACAAACCAAAAUACAAUGAAGCAGGGGUACUUCUGUCAUGUGAAGCUUCUUUGACAUGGGAAGAUAACAAAGUAGCAACUUUCUUUUGUUCCUUUUUAGCAGACAUGUCUAUGGAUAUAACAGCUAUAGGGGCAAAAGGGUCAUUGCGUGUUCAUGAUUUUAUUAUACCUAAUCAAGAGAAUGAGGCUUUGUUUAGAAUAAGUUCAAAUUCUUAUUUUGUUGAACUUUCUACUGGUUGGAAUCCUAAACCUAGUGAGAUUAUAGUAAAAAAUGAUGUUCCACAAGAAGUACUUAUGGUUAAGGAAUUUGCUCAUAUGGUUGGUGGGAUUAAGUAUGGGAAUUCUAAAGUUGAGAAUAAGUGGGCAAUUAUUAGUAGGAAAACUCAAGUGGUUAUUGAUGCUGUGAAAGCUUCAAUUGAUAAUGAUCUUGAGCCUGUUUCUAUUCAGUAUUAAGUAAUUUAUGUUUCUAGUUGUAUUUUGUUUUGUAGUUUUGAUGUUCCAAAUAAGGAAGUAUCUUAUGGCAUAGAUGCUUUAAUAAGUGGUGAUACAUGUACCACCCUAUGUGGCAAUAUAUCCUUUACACCCACACAAGAUUCUGACACGUGGCAACCUGGACCCCACACAAAUAGAAGAUAAAGUGUGGUUGUGAGAUGAACUUACCAAAAUAUCCCUAAUACAUGGGGUGUACAAUUGGAUGUAUGAAUAAAAGGUGUUCAUGUAACAUUUUCCAUUGUAAUAUCUAGGAAUGUUCACUGUUUUCUUUUUGAAUAA
Medicago truncatula (barrel medic) is the source of this 1496-nucleotide messenger RNA. RefSeq lists its product as uncharacterized. NCBI's taxonomy places the organism in Eukaryota, Viridiplantae, Streptophyta, Magnoliopsida, Fabales, Fabaceae. The record is from RefSeq and is a predicted model, not a curated record. Gene Ontology annotation, molecular function: nucleotide binding. The transcript is spliced from 2 exons. Bases 87 to 1178 code for a protein of 363 amino acids.